AUGUGUGAGUCUGGUGUCUGUGGCGAGGAGCCAGGGUCCCGCAGCACUUCGGCUGGGAUGAUGGCGCUUUGCCUUCUCCUCUGCCUCUCCUCUGCCAUCCUUCCAUCAGUCCACAGCGCCCGCCUGCCCUCGGCACAGCCCACAGACUGGCAGUCGAGUGAGACAGAGACCGAACUAGAGACAGAGGGGUUCCUGGAGGACUAUGUGGUGGCAUUAGGGGACUCAUUGGAUCUUCCCUGCAACGCACACAACAUCCUUCUUCCUGUCGUGUGGCUGAAAGGAGGCGAAGUCGUGUUACCUGGCAACCGCACACGGCCAGGUCACAAAGCUCUACACAUCAACAACAUCUCAUACGAGGACUCGGGCAUGUACUCGUGCAGAUACGAACACAGCAACACUCUACUCAGCAACUACACCAUCAGGGUCACUGAUUCCCUCUCGUCCGGUGAUGAUGAAGACUAUGAUGAGGAGCCUGAUGAUGCAGGUAAUGACGAUGUACCGCCGUACUGGAUCCGCCAGGAUCAGAUGGAUAAGAAGCUCUUGGCCGUUCCCGCUGCCAACACGGUGAAGUUCCGCUGUGCCGCAGGGGGCAACCCCACCCCCACCAUCCACUGGCUGAAGAAUGGCAAAGAGUUUAAGGGCGAGCAGAGGAUGGGCGGGAUUAAGUUAAGGCAUCUGCAGUGGAGUUUGGUGAUGGAGAGUGCCGUUCCAUCAGACAAAGGGAACUACACCUGCGUAGUGCAGAACAAAUACGGCACCAUCUCCCACACUUACCAACUCGAUGUACUGGAACGCUCCCCUCAUCGGCCAAUCCUGCAGGCAGGUCUGCCGGCCAACCAGACAGUGGUGGUGGGCAGUGAUGUGGAGUUUCACUGUAAAGUGUACAGCGAUGCACAACCUCAUAUCCAGUGGCUCAAACACAUCGAGGUGAACGGCAGCAGAUACGGGCCCAACGAAACUCCCUAUGUCACCGUGCUCAAGACUGCUGGCAUUAAUACUACGGAUAAGGAGCUGGAGGUUCUCUUACUGACCAAUGUGUCCUUUGAGGAUGCGGGCGAGUACACCUGUCUUGCGGGAAACUCUAUUGGCAUUGCCCAUCACUCUGCCUGGCUUACGGUUCUACCAGACGUGGAAUUAGAAAAGAAAGACGAUUAUGCUGAUUUUCUGAUCUACGGAACGGGCUGUGUGCUCUUCAUCUUAACUGUGAUCAUCAUCGUCCUGUGUCUCAUGCGGAUGAACACGCAGAAGACCUUGCCCACACCUCCUGUACAAAAGCUCUCCAAAUUCCCCCUCAAAAGACAGCAGGUGUCCUUGGACUCCAAUUCUUCCAUGAAUUCUAAUACGCCACUGGUAAGGAUCGCCCGCUUAUCAUCAAGCGACGGUCCCAUGCUGCCCAACGUCUUGGAGCUAGAACUGCCCUCAGACCCUAAAUGGGAGUUUCCCCGCUCAAGGCUAACCCUGGGGAAAGCUCUUGGUGAAGGCUGCUUUGGACAGGUGGUGAUGGCUGAGGCUAUCGGAGUCGAUAAAGAGAAACCCAACAAGCCUGUUACUGUUGCAGUAAAGAUGCUAAAAGAUGAUGGUACAGAUAAGGACCUUUCAGACCUGGUGUCUGAAAUGGAGAUGAUGAAGAUGAUUGGCAAACACAAGAACAUCAUUAACCUGCUUGGCGCAUGCACACAGGAUGGUCCUCUCUACGUUCUGGUUGAGUACGCCUCUAAAGGGAACUUGAGGGAGUAUCUGCGAGCACGGCGGCCUCCUGGCAUGGACUACUCGUUCGACACCUGCAAAAUUCCAGAUGAGACUCUCACCUUUAAAGACCUGGUUUCUUGUGCAUACCAGGUUGCCAGAGGCAUGGAGUACCUGGCAUCCCAAAAGUGUAUCCACAGAGACCUGGCAGCUAGAAAUGUGCUGGUUACAGAGGAUAAUGUGAUGAAGAUUGCUGACUUUGGUCUGGCUAGAGACGUUCAUAAUAUAGACUACUACAAAAAGACCACCAAUGGUCGUUUGCCCGUUAAAUGGAUGGCACCGGAGGCUCUGUUCGACCGAGUCUACACGCACCAGAGCGAUGUCUGGUCAUAUGGGGUGUUGUUAUGGGAGAUCUUCACUCUAGGUGGUUCGCCGUACCCUGGCAUCCCAGUGGAGGAGCUCUUUAAGCUUCUCAAGGAAGGCCAUCGAAUGGACAAGCCUGCUAACUGCACUCAUGAACUGUAUAUGAUCAUGCGUGAGUGCUGGCAUGCUGUUCCGUCUCAAAGACCCACAUUCAGACAACUGGUGGAGGAUCACGACCGUGUGCUCUCCAUGACUUCGACUGAUGAGUAUCUGGAUCUCUCCGUACCGUUUGAGCAGUACUCGCCCACCUGUCCAGACUCGAACAGCACCUGCUCAUCUGGAGACGACUCUGUGUUUGCUCAUGACCCCCUGCCCGAUGAGCCGUGCCUCCCUAAACACCACCACAGCAACGGCGUGAUACGGACGUAGACGGUGUAAACGCUACAACAGCGGCAUCAUAGACAGCUUAAGCACUGCUGCCACCAUCAUACGGGUGUACACAGCAUAAACAUCAUGAGAGUGCCAUACAGACAUCAAGACCCUAAAUGCCAUUCUGAGAACGUAAGACACCCUAAAGAGAAAGAGGGCUCAGAGGUUUACCGUGGCUGCCGUAACUCCGCUCCUCUUCCUGCUGCCCUUUCUCUGCUCGCUCGAUGUCAUUCUGCUUUUUUAAUCAUUUUACAAACAAAAGAAUUUCUAUUUUUCUACUCGGCCAGUUUAAUUUUUCUGUCCUCUCUUCAGAGGGCAACCAUUCCGUGCCUACUGUACGGGUGCAGAGACAGUGCAACAGGACACAAAGGAAAAAAGGAGGGGUUCUCUUAAAAGUAUUUGUCGCAAUAUCAAACAAACCGUUGCUUUUAAACUCAUGGCCAGUUUCAUUUUAUAACUCCAUUACAUUUUUUAUUCACAAGAACUGUUGACGUGCCAGUUUUAAGAAGAAAACAAUCCCAGAUGUGAGCUCAUAUUUGAGGAUAUGCAGUAUAAUU
Trichomycterus rosablanca is the source of this 3035-nucleotide messenger RNA. It is a transcript of the gene fgfr3, whose product is annotated as fibroblast growth factor receptor 3. Gene Ontology annotation, biological process: fibroblast growth factor receptor signaling pathway; positive regulation of kinase activity; positive regulation of MAPK cascade. Bases 1 to 2478 code for a protein of 825 amino acids. The record is from RefSeq and is a predicted model, not a curated record. Gene Ontology annotation, molecular function: fibroblast growth factor binding; ATP binding; fibroblast growth factor receptor activity. Gene Ontology annotation, cellular component: signaling receptor complex; plasma membrane. NCBI's taxonomy places the organism in Eukaryota, Metazoa, Chordata, Actinopteri, Siluriformes, Trichomycteridae. The transcript has 17 exons.